This is a messenger RNA of Neoarius graeffei (lesser salmon catfish), 1931 nucleotides long. It is a transcript of the gene ppp4cb, whose product is annotated as protein phosphatase 4, catalytic subunit b. Gene Ontology annotation, cellular component: cytoplasm; nucleus. The record is from RefSeq and is a predicted model, not a curated record. The transcript is spliced from 9 exons. NCBI's taxonomy places the organism in Eukaryota, Metazoa, Chordata, Actinopteri, Siluriformes, Ariidae. Gene Ontology annotation, biological process: double-strand break repair via homologous recombination; peptidyl-serine dephosphorylation. The coding region runs from base 244 to 1167 and encodes 307 amino acids. Gene Ontology annotation, molecular function: protein serine/threonine phosphatase activity.
GGCUAGACGCCAGUCGAUGGUGUCGAAUGAGUGGACGGAGAUUCGGAGCCGGUGAAAGAAAACGAGUUGUAAAGGAGAAGUUUCUUCGGGUUUUCUGAACUACAUUUAAAUGCGAGUGAAGUGUUUCAGGUGUCUUUACUAUCAGUCCCUGCCACCCCAGCUCUGUCUCUACGUAGUAGUGGUAUUUUGUCUGUAAGCGUGUGUGGGUGAGGAAACAGUUCGGCUUGCUUUGUGUGCUCCACCAUGGGUGAUAUCAGUGAUCUGGACCGACAGAUCGAUCAGUUGAGGAGAUGUGAGCUCAUCAAGGAGAAUGAGGUCAAGGCUCUGUGUGCCAAAGCCAGAGAGAUUCUUGUAGAAGAGAGUAAUGUACAGAGGGUGGAUUCUCCAGUCACAGUGUGCGGUGAUAUCCAUGGACAGUUUUAUGACCUGAAGGAGUUAUUCAGAGUGGGAGGUGACGUUCCAGAGACAAACUACCUUUUCAUGGGAGAUUUUGUGGACAGAGGCUUUUACAGUGUUGAGACUUUCUUGUUGCUCCUGGCUCUUAAGGUACGCUACCCUGACAGAAUCACGCUGAUCCGAGGCAAUCAUGAGUCCAGACAGAUCACACAGGUGUACGGCUUCUACGAUGAGUGCUUAAGGAAGUACGGCUCGGUCACAGUUUGGAGGUACUGCACCGAGAUCUUCGAUUACCUCUCCCUGUCGGCCAUCAUCGACGGCAAGAUUUUCUGUGUGCACGGUGGCCUCUCGCCCUCCAUCCAGACUUUGGACCAGAUCCGAACCAUCGAUAGGAAACAGGAAGUGCCGCACGACGGGCCAAUGUGUGACCUCUUGUGGUCGGACCCUGAAGAUACCACAGGCUGGGGAGUAAGCCCAAGAGGAGCGGGGUAUCUGUUUGGCAGUGACGUCGUGGCCCAGUUCAAUGCUGCUAAUGAUAUAGACAUGAUCUGUCGAGCCCACCAGCUUGUCAUGGAGGGAUACAAGUGGCAUUUCAACGAGACCGUGCUCACUGUGUGGUCUGCACCCAACUACUGUUAUAGGUGUGGGAAUGUAGCGGCCAUCCUGGAGCUGGACGAGCACCUGCAGAAAGAGUUUAUUAUAUUUGAAGCUGCCCCCCAGGAAACCAGAGGCAUUCCCUCAAAAAAGCCUGUGGCUGACUACUUCCUGUGAGCCUGCCUGUUCAGGAAACUGUAGGAGAGGAAACGCUGCCUUUUGCAGAAAGCGUCAUCAUGUAUUUACCUGUAUUUUUCUCUCUCACCCUUCCCUGCCCAGCUGUCUUAACUGUGCGCUUUUUUUUGAAAACUUUUUCUACUUUUUUUUGUUGUUGUUGCCCGUCCUUCUGCUUAUUUUGUCUUCGCCGCCUUCUGUCACCUGAACUUCUGUUCUGACACACAUACAGUGACUUGCUUUGUAGUUCCUCAUACUGCUGUAAAGUCACUUGCUCUAAAAAAUACACUGUAGCUGUAUGCAGUUCUAACCAAUGUGAAUAGCACUAUGGUCAGUUGAAAGCAGCAGGGAAAUGGAGGUAAAGACAUAUGAAGUUUUGCAGACUCAUCAAAGGGCCCCUCAUUUUUAAGGAAAGCUAUCAGAUUUUUUUUUUGUUGUUUUAAAUACUCCAUCGUCUGUACCCUUUGUUUUAAAUGCAGGUGAAACACAACACAUUAAAAAAGUGUUACUUGAAAGUGACGCUUGCUUGUCAGUUUAUGCAUCUUUUUUCCUCCUCUCGAGCCCUAGUCUUACAGAUUCUGACUUUUGUGAAGGAAUGUCUACAAUCCCUGCAGUGAUCAGCAGCCACACUGGAAAGUAUUGGAACAAAACCAAACUGUUUUAAGCAACAACCAGCUUUUUAUUUUUUCCUUCCGUCUGACUUCUCAAGAAAGGAAAUGUUGAUUUUUAUUAUUGUGACAAUAAACUGUACUUUUGUAUGAACAUAA